UGAAAAGAGGGCCAUGUUUUCAGUUUCAUUAGCUUUAUAAAGAUAUUUAGAGAGGAGAAGAGAAAGAGGAGGAGAGGGGAAGGGGUGAGACGGGAGAAAAGAGAGUAGAGGGUCAAAUUGAUGAAUAGGGUAUUACACAGUGGACUGCACCACUUUGGCUAUAAAAGGGGUGCAGAGCUUCCCAGUUUGUGUUACUAAGCCCAGAUGUUGUGAAUUUAAGCAUUUGCAGUGUUAGUGUUGGGAGAUCAUUUUCUAAGCUCUUAGACGGUGUUGGAAAUGGACCAUUGUUUUAGACUCUCCCAGUGGAAAACAAAGAGACUAUGUUUUGAUCACUGUCCUGUUACCACCUUGUCCUCUCUGUCCUCUUUCUUCUCUGUGCAUUCCCUAACGCUCUCUUGAAAAGGCAGUGUGAGGGAGAAAAGGAACGUUGAAGCAAGGAAAAAGUUUGACUCACAGAUGCUGGAUGUGACUGAAAAAGAACUUGGCGACUAUGAACACCACCAGUGAUCUAACGGUCAACAUCUCUUCCACCCUUUCUUUCACAAAAUCACCACUACUUUUCAACCUAUCCAGCCUGCCCACCUCCCUCUCUUCCUCCCCCCUGCCAUCAGAGCCUCACAACCCAUUGCUGACCAUCAUGGUGGUGUUAGGCCUCUCCCUGCUCCUGGCUGGCUGUGCUAUCUUCCUGGCCGUGUGUCGUGGGUCAUCAGCCCAGACAGAGGAGGACUCAGAUGGGGGUUGUAGUUCAGGCGAGUCCCUGGUCUGCGGGCCUUCUCUGUCAUCGGAGCCCCAGCUCAAGCUGUGGAAGCGACUGGGCUCUGUACAGCGGUCGUUCACCUCCUCAUUCAGACGACCGCCCCAGCGCAGGCCAGAGUGCAGCAUCCACUGCAACCCAACCAGACUGCAACCUGACCACAGCAGCUCACCCACCUUACCAUGCGCUGCCUGUUUGACUAUGUUACAGAGAUAUGACUACGCUCUGACUGUGAGAUGAAUGCAGGCCUGGUCAUGGAGAUGACCGCUUUGACUGUAACUUGACCAAAGCACUCAGACUUGACCACAGUCCUGCAUGUCCAUGGAUGUACUGCUAACUAAACAAUGACACUAACUUCUGAUCAAACCCUGACUUCAAGAUAACCACAUGGACUGGUGGAGUAAAGGUUAUUUGGGCCAUGUUGUUAAUGACAAGAGAAGCAGGUGCAAGCCCAAGGUUCUUCCAAAAGGGAUAACAGCCUAAGUGGAUGAUGUGAAUUGUUUCGUACAUUUUGAUUGUUGUAUUAGCUACAAUCUUAUUAAAAAAGGGUUCCAAAAGUGUUAUUCGAUUGUUCCUAGGUAGAAACUUUUUGGGUUCCAAGUAGAACGUUCUGUGGAAAGGGUUCUACCUGGAACAAAAGAGGGUUUUACAUGGAACC
This is a messenger RNA of Salvelinus sp. IW2-2015, 1412 nucleotides long. Lineage: Eukaryota; Metazoa; Chordata; Actinopteri; Salmoniformes; Salmonidae. The record is from RefSeq and is a predicted model, not a curated record.